This is a messenger RNA of Pyrenophora tritici-repentis Pt-1C-BFP, 690 nucleotides long. RefSeq names its product DegQ, Trypsin serine protease, typically periplasmic, containing C-terminal PDZ domain protein. Gene Ontology annotation, cellular component: nucleus; cytoplasm. Gene Ontology annotation, biological process: proteasome regulatory particle assembly. Lineage: Eukaryota; Fungi; Ascomycota; Dothideomycetes; Pleosporales; Pleosporaceae. The record is from RefSeq and is a predicted model, not a curated record. Gene Ontology annotation, molecular function: protein binding.
AUGGACGAUAUUCACGCGCCGACAGUCUCCUCGGGCCCAACUUCGUCGGGCUACUCCAAUGGCAUUCCCAAGGAGCAGUUGUCGCUGCAGGAGCUCAUGGCCGAGAAAGACCGAGUAGAGGCAGAGCUCAAGGCCCUAGGCCAGGUGCUGGAUUCGCACGGCGUCCACAUGAACACUGGCCUGACUACCUUUGACGGCUUCCCGCGCAGUGACAUUGAUGUCGCUCAAAUACGGACAACGCGGGCGCGCAUCAUACGGCUGAAGAACGACUACAAGGACCUCAUGUCGCGCAUCGAAAAGGGCCUCCACGAGCACCACGCGCGCCUGGCAGAGCAAGCCAACAACCCCGCGGCCGGCCAAACACAGGAUGCAGGGCUCGGUGCACCGCCUGCGGCUCUCGAGGCGCCCUUUGCAAAAGUCAACAGCGUCGUAGCAGGGAGCCCGGCCGAGACAGCUGGACUUAAGAUGGGCGAUACCAUUACAAAGUUUGGAUGGGUGGACUGGACAAACCACGAGAGGCUGUCGCGCGUGGCAGAGGCCGUGUCACAGAACGAGGGGAUCCCCAUCACGGUCAAGGCGCUGCGACCCAACGCAUCGGGCGGACCAGCAGAGAGUGUGCAGAUGCAGCUCACACCACGGCGGAACUGGGGCGGGCGAGGGCUUUUGGGCUGCCACUUGCUGCCCAUGUAG